Messenger RNA from Sesamum indicum (sesame), 3169 nucleotides. RefSeq names its product U-box domain-containing protein 1-like. Gene Ontology annotation, biological process: protein ubiquitination; cell surface receptor signaling pathway. The record is from RefSeq and is a predicted model, not a curated record. Lineage: Eukaryota; Viridiplantae; Streptophyta; Magnoliopsida; Lamiales; Pedaliaceae. Gene Ontology annotation, molecular function: ubiquitin-protein transferase activity; protein binding.
AAAUACGCGUUUAACAAUUCAAACUAGUUGAAUAAACAAUUACUAUCAAUAGAGCAGAUCCUAAUUUGCAUCUGUAUGAUCUCGUCAACUAGCAUAUUUAAAUCAAAUGUUUAUGUUUGAAAUGAAUAUAUAACUGCAAGGGUAUAUGACUAAUCUGCAGGCCGGUAUGCGCUCCAAAUGGCAGCAGUCCAGAAUUUCAAACUUCUCUACGCAUCAGCCAUAUUAUUGUCAACUACACAGAAAGUACAAACAGAAAGGGUCGAUAGGCUAUCAUAUUAUUAUAACAGUUUUAGCGAAAUGAAGACGAUUUCUCCAGGCAACUUCUAUACCCGGAACGAGUACUAAGUCAUGCAAGAAAGCAACGAUCAACGAGUUUCUCAAUAAACAGAGCAGUUAUGGAUGUCAUUGUACCACCUCCAAUGGUUUCUUCAGGGCUUCUUCCAUCAGGAAUGUUGCUGGAGUCGUUGAUCCACAUCUCAAAUGAAGUUACAUCAACGGAAAAGGUCGCCUUCUUGCAGAUGAAAAAUAUUUCAACAAUGAUGAGAAGGACAAGACUGCUUUCGUCGUUGUUUGAAGAGGUCCAAGACACGGAUAAAGCACUUCCGCCAUCUUCAAUCUUGUGCCUGACCGAGCUUUACUCGGUAAUCAGAAAAGUGAAGAUUCUGAUUGACAGUUGCAGAGAAGGUAGUGUCCUCUGGAAUCUCAUGCAAACAGAAUACAUCUCGAAUCAGUUUUACUCAUUGGUGAAAGAGAUGGCAAGAGCACUGGAUAUUUUGCCUCUGAGCUUGCUUGACUUAACAGCAGAUACCAGAGAGCAAGUCGAGCUUCUUCACAAGCAAGCGAAAAGAGCACAGUUAUUUGUCGACCACAGGGAGAUUCAGAGAAGGGAUGAGCUUGUCCAAUUGAUAGCCCUCAUGAGCGAAAAGAACAGAAAGAACAAAGGGCUCUUUGAUAUCAGAAAAAUUAGAGACGUCUUAAGUGGCAUUGGUCUAAGAAGCCCGGUGGAAUUUGAAGAAGAGAUUUCAAAACUGGCGGCAGAAGCUGAGAAGCAAGCAGGCACAGGUGGGCUGCUUGUGGUUUCUAAUAUUAACAACCUCAUAUCCUUGAUAUCACUGUCCAAAACUACAAUUUGCAGCAGGGAUGAGCAUAUGAAGACUCACGAGGAUCUGAAGAAGCGCAAAAUGCCAAUGAACAGUCGCCAUGGUCAAUCAUUUUCUCAGUCCAUGGUGUGUAACAUACCUGAUGAAUUCCGGUGCCCAAUUUCACUGGACUUGAUGAAGGACCCUGUAAUUGUAGCAUCAGGGCAUACUUAUGAUCGGAAUUCCAUAGCGCAGUGGAUAAAUUCAGGACAUCACACAUGUCCGAAAAGUGGGCAAAGGCUGAUCCACAUGGCUCUCAUACCCAACUAUGCAUUGAGAAGUCUGAUACACCAAUGGUGCCAGGAGAACAACAUCCCAACUGUGGACUCAACAUCAUCGUCAGAGCUAGAGAGAACCACUAGUAAGAAAAGAUCUUCUGAGACUGUCAUCGAUCAUAUUUCUGCAACUAAAGCUGCUGUAGAUGCUGUAAAAAUGACAGCGGAAUUUUUAGUAGGGAAACUAGCAACAGGAUCACCAGAUAUCCAAAGGCAGGCAGCAUAUGAGAUUCGGUUACUUGCAAAAACUGGAAUGGAGAACCGCAGAAUAAUCGCUGAGGCAGGAGCCAUUCCAUUUCUGGUAACUUUGCUGGGUUCUCUCGACUCCAGAAUCCAGGAAAAUGCAGUCACUGCCUUACUUAACCUUUCAAUAAAUGAGAACAACAAGACAUUAAUUAUGGCUGCUGGAGCAAUUGACAAUGUGGUAGAUGUUCUGCAAUCGGGAAGAACGAUGGAGGCCAAAGAAAAUGCAGCAGCAGCAGUCUUCAGCCUGUCUAUAAUUGAUGACUACAAAGUAAUUAUUGGUGCUCACCCAAGAGCUAUUCCUGCUUUGGUCGGGCUCCUAGGAGAAGGAACUCCAGCAGGUAAAAGGGAUGCUGCAACAGCACUCUUCAACCUUGCAGUUCUUAAUGUCAAUAGAGCCAAGGUAAUACUUGCAGGAGCAAUUCCUUUGCUCAUUAAUCUGUUGACAGAUGAUAAGGCAGGUGUCACGGAUGACGCCUUAGCAGUGCUCGCCCUUCUUUUGGGAUGUCCUGAAGGACUGGAAGAGAUAAGGAAGAGCAGGAAUCUGAUACCCCUUCUUAUUGAUCUUCUGAGAUUUGGAUCUUCCAAGGGAAAAGAGAACUCAAUUACUCUUCUACUGGGGCUCUGUAAGGAUGGGGGAGAGGAUGUUGCACGGAGACUGUUGAUGAAUCCACGCAGCGUCCCUUCUCUGCAAAGCUUAACCACUGAUGGGUCACCAAAAGCUCGUCGAAAGGCUGAUGCUCUGCUCAGAAUACUCAACAGAUGCUGCUCUCAAGUGACAAAUCCUAUUGGAUGAUGCACGUUAAAUUCAUUAGCAAUGAUAAUUUGUGUAAAUAAACGGAGACGCUGCAAUUUGUUACUGUAAUAUACCCCUCUGUGCUUCUGGCUAAACUUGAAUCAGGCCACUGUCCAAAAAAUAUCCUAUGCAAUUGUAUAGCAACAUUAACUGAUAAAAGAUGUAUGUUGCAUAUGACAAACAGUGUCUUCUUAUUUGCAUCUGACAUAAGACAGAAUGUGGAACAUAUGAAGCUGAACGAAAAGGCAAUAAGCCUGUACAUACCUUAUCCUUGAUUGCACAAAGAUUGCAGCCCAAGUUUGGGGACUGCACAUUUGAAAGACUAACAACCAUAAACAGAUGAAAGAGUCACCAGAUAGAGAUCAGCAAAUGAAUAACUUGAUUCGUGGAAAAUGUUACCUUGAACACUCAGGUUGCUGCUGGAGGACUCGAGCAAGGAACUUAGAUAAAGGAAUCAGGUAUAAAAGUCAUACAGAAAGAACAAGAAUACAUCAUUUUGGCAUUUCAAUCUUGUUUCUCUUUGUAGCAAGUACGCUGGAAGUUGAUUAUGUUUUCUCUACUAGUAAAAAGGAGUUGUUUAAAAUGAUGCUCAUUCUCAUCCUGUUAAUCAUAUACUGCUACAUCAAUGGAAAAUAUUACAUGAGUUUUGCCUGCACGUGCUAGAUUGAUCAACAAGUGCAUGCAGACCAUAAUAUCUGUGACUUUGCAUGAAUGCU